Messenger RNA from Aspergillus heteromorphus CBS 117.55, 537 nucleotides. RefSeq names its product putative ubiquitin conjugating enzyme (UbcK). The record is from RefSeq and is a predicted model, not a curated record. The transcript is spliced from 3 exons. NCBI's taxonomy places the organism in Eukaryota, Fungi, Ascomycota, Eurotiomycetes, Eurotiales, Aspergillaceae. The coding region runs from base 1 to 537 and encodes 178 amino acids.
AUGGACUACACCAUGGAGGACACACAGAACUCGGCCCCCGACGCCCACGAAGCGUCCAAGCUCAACCCGUCCGCGCAGAGGACCGACACUCAGGGCGUCACUAAGCGCCGAGCUGAUGCAACUGAUGCUCUCGCCGUCGCCGGGCAUCUCCGCCUUCCCGACGCCGACGGCAACCUCCUCUCCUGGACCGCCACCAUCACCGGCCCAACCGAGACGCCCUACGAAGGCCUCACCUUCCGACUCUCGUUCGCCUUCCCCAACAACUACCCCUACACAGCGCCGACUGUCCUCUUCAAGACCCCCAUCUACCAUCCCAACGUCGACUUCUCCGGCCGCAUCUGUCUCGACAUCCUCAAGGACAAGUGGAGUGCCGUUUACAACGUCCAGAGCGUCCUCCUGAGUCUGCAGAGUCUGCUUGGCGAACCCAACAACGCGAGCCCCCUCAACGCCCAAGCCGCCGAACUCUGGGACACCGACCAGGAGGAAUACAAGCGCCACGUCCUCGCCCGUCAUCGCGACAUCGAAGACAUCGAGUAA